CGGCGCCGACAUCAACGCCAAAGACAUGCUGAAGAUGACAGCGCUGCACUGGGCGGCUCAGCACGGCCACAGGGAGGUGGCCGAGCUCCUGCUGAGGUACGGAGCAGACGUCCACUGCCUCAGCAAGUUCGACAAGACGCCCUUCGACAUCGCCAUGGAUACCAGCAACACUGAGCUGAUGAUACUGCUACAGGACGGCAUGCAGAACCAGGUAAACAUCAACCCCGAGUCCCACUACAUAAUCCCUGCUGGUGGGCUGGUCAACCUCUCAGAGCUGAUCACCAAGACCGCAGCAGGCAAGUCAGAGGAGAACACAACCCUACAGCAUGUGGUGGGCGACGGCGGUCAGAGGGUCAUUACCAUAGUGACGGACCAACAUGGCAACCUGCAGCCAGCCGCCCUGGGCCAGCAGUUCAUCUUCACCCUGCAGGGGCAGCAGAUGGUGGCAUUGCCAGCCAGCACAAUCACAGAGGAGGUGGUGGUCGAGGAGCAGGCCACGCCCACACGCAAGAGGAAGACUGACUCCACAGCCAAUCACAUCAGUCGAAAAGACAAGAAGGUUAAAGAAAGUCGCGAGCAGCUGGAGCGGCAGCUGCAGGAAGCCACACUCAAAGCCCAAAAGUACCAGCAGCAGCUCCUGCAGAAGGAACAGGAGGCUGAGCAGUAUCGCAUCAGACUGGAGCAGGCCAUAGCCACCAGUAACAGCAGCAUUACUGUUACCUUAAAGAAUGGUGCUGCAGUGAAGCAGGAGGAGGAGGGGGUGGUGGUAGAGGAGCAGCUAGAGACCACAGAGGAAGCUGCAUCAAAAGAGGUGGAAGAAGGGGAGAGGAAAUACACAGAGGAGGCGGAAGAGGUCGUCCCUGAACUUCCAGAAGAUGCAAUUCUUGUGACUGAGGGUGAGCUGGAUGUGGAGGUCGACGCUACAAAGGAAACAGACAAGUCUUCCCCCUCUCGACGAGGGAGAGGCAGGGGGCGAGGCAGAGGGGGACGCAGACACUAGCUGACAUAUCUUGUGGUACUUAUUUAAUAAUAAUAAUCCUUUUGUAGAAGAUUAGGAAGACUUUGUGAAUAUGUCACAGUUUCAUGCUGCACAAACGUCAAGAGGACUUUAGUUUGAAGAGGAAAUAGUUUGGGUGGUUAGUUAGAAGCACACACUGAGCCUGGAGAGGAAGCGGUGGGCAUCGUGAUGAUCAGUUCUUCCACUUUAUCUCUUUGUGUUUCUGCCAGACUUGUUAAGAGAAAGGUUAAGAACGGGUCUGACAUAUUUGCAUUGGUACGGCAGGUUAAACUUGCAAUAAUUGUUGUGGGCCCCAUAGACGCUUGGACACCCUGACAGUUACAUUAAUGGUUCUCACUCUUUGUACACACUCAAAGCUGCAUUAUUGGUUUUUUGGGGGGUUUUUUGGCCACGUUGGUGAAAAAGAUCUCCACAACAAGCUGUGAGCCAAUGAAAUGUAUGUAGGUAGGAUUGCAGUGUGAAUGUAGCCAUAGUUAGAACACAAAUUCAAGUUUUAGGUCAGUGAAUUUAACGUCUUCACAUUCUCAGUUGCUACAAUGCAGUUUUAGCUCCCACUGAAACAAUAUAGCUACUACAGUUCGUAUCACUAGCUUUUGUUCCUUCAACCGUCCUCGCUCAUAGUGACACUUACAGUACUAGCAAAAGAGUUCACUUUUAUAAGUGUCUAAAAAACACCUUUGCCCCACUUCCUCUUCAUCUUAUAGUUAUUCAUUAUUCGGUGUUGUAUUCUCAAGUAUUUUUUGUGUUUACAUCAUUCUUUUUGCCAGGGUUUGUGAUGAGGGCCCUCAGACUGUGGUGUGUCACUGUGCCUCAGUGGAGGUUCACAGUACAGACAAAGAUAAUCAUGAAGCAAUUACAGUAAGAGCACUUCAUGCUCUCUUAUCCAGGGUGACCUACAGUGAGCAGAUAGGAGCUCGGUGUUGGGCUCAAGGACUCUUCAGCAGAAUGCACAGCAGUUGAUGGAUACACCUUAUCUUUUCUGGGAAUCAAACUUGUGACCUUUAUGUUUUCAAAGCAGCCUCUUCUCAACCACCAUCCAUUCACUUCUUUUACUGUGUGAUAUUAUGAGUUCAACAUGAUUUACAAAAAGACAGAUCUGACUGUUUUUUAAAGGAAGUGGGUGAAAAUGACGUGUUGAUUUUAACACAUCAGCACCUUUAAAAACGACAGCAUCAGUGUCAUUCUCCACUAGAACAAAUGAAGGAAGAGGCUGAGGGUUGAGAACCACUGAUGUGUACAGCCCACCAACUGUCAGGGGAUGUUAGUUUACGUUUGCACUUAAAGGUCCGGUGUGUAACAUUUAGGAAUCUGGCAGAAAUGGAAUAUAGUAUGUAUGUUUUUAUCAGUUUAUAAUCACCUGAAAAAAGAAAAGUUGUGUUUUUGUUACCUUAGAAUGAGACUUUUUUAUCUGCAGAGGGAGCGGGUCCUCUUCUACCGAGGCUUCCAUGUUGAACUGCCAUGUUUCUACAGGAGCCCAAAACAGACCAACACUGGCUCUAGAUAGGUACGGGUUUCGCAGCCGCCAUAUUUUCUCCAAAGCCCUUAAAAGGCGAUUUUUAGUGAUGCCACAAAAUCCUUCACACUGGUCCUUUGAGCGCUUUAUUCAUGCAGUAGCAGAAAAUCUGACAUGUAAGUCUGUUUUAAGGUAAAAGUUGGGACAGUUCUUACAGAGAAAUGAGGAAGUGCCUCAGAAACUACAAAGAUAAUUUUACUUCAUCAUUUCCUAAAACACUGCCAGUUUCUUAAAGGGGCAUUCCACGGAUUUUACACAUUAACAUUACAGUAGUUCACUAGUUAUAGGAAGGACUACACAGCCUAAGAAAAUAUGUAUAAUAUCUCCUGUGGCUCUGGAGGAGGAGAUGUUAUACAUAUUUUCUUCGUCGUUUGUCAAGUCAAGGAAAACAAACUCCAAAUGCUGUCAUAGUGAUGUUGUCAGAGUUAAUCUCAGUUUACAGAAUAAAAAUGUAUAACAGAAAGCUGCGUUACAAACCGGGGGAGUGAGGUCUGAAAGACUAAAGGCGCCUAUACACUGUGCCGACAACAAUGUUUGUUCACCACUUGUCACAUUGUGCGAGGUGGGUCUAAUGAAGUCUUGGGCGCCAUCUGUGUCAGACUGUAUGAAAUCAAGUUUGAGUAUAUAUGUAAAGUGUGAUUAAAGCCUGAUGAAUCGUAGCUUAAGGAUGUAAAAACUGUCAUGUCAGGAAAUGUCACCAACUCCAUCUGUGCUGGUCUCGGUUAAACCAACCCGUUUUGCCCUCAGUGCUGGCACUUCUGUGAAUAGAAUAUGAAAUGAAGUGAGUUGGAGGUAAAGGAGGAUUACACCAGUAGAUCCUGCGUCAUUUCAUAUCACAUUCAGGAUGGUUAGCCUGUAAAGGAGGUUGUAGCGGUAGGUCCUACAUUUCUGGAAUCAGAAUUUUGAUACAAGCUGUCUUUGGUCUUAAGUCUUCUAUCACCGUAAGCUCAACGAAGGAGGAUUUCACCACGUUGCUCUCACAGUUGUCAACUGUUAUAUGGAGGCCUUCAAAUUCAGGAUAACUCCUCCUCCAUUGCUUUGAUUUUGACAAUUCUUAAUCUGUUUUGUGAGUCCCCCAACUUUACAGAAAUAUACUCUACUAACUUUACUUUGUAAAACGUAGUUGUGUAAUUCACUGAGGCAAUAAAAGGCACCUAAAAAGUAAAAAAAAACAUUACUUAAUUUCUGUGCAAGAAAAAACCCCAAAACAUUUGCAAAUAAAAGACAGGGGAGCCCUGUUGGGUUGAUUUAAAGUCGGAUUUUCUGUGUGAAUUCAGGAAGUUAAUGUACUCAUUACUGAGUGGUUUUGUGGUCGUUAUGGUUUAUUAUUUUUUAGUAUGCAAGAGAAAGAGGCGUUUGGGAAAUGAAUUUUUUUUUAAAAAAGUUUUAAUAUUUAAU
Molecule: messenger RNA, 3929 nt
Organism: Morone saxatilis (striped sea-bass)
Lineage: Eukaryota; Metazoa; Chordata; Actinopteri; Moronidae
Product: GA-binding protein subunit beta-2-like
Biological process (GO): positive regulation of transcription by RNA polymerase II
Cellular component (GO): nucleus
Molecular function (GO): protein binding; transcription cis-regulatory region binding
Source: RefSeq, a predicted model, not a curated record